This is a messenger RNA of Aureobasidium namibiae CBS 147.97, 978 nucleotides long. RefSeq lists its product as uncharacterized. The coding region runs from base 1 to 978 and encodes 325 amino acids. The record is from RefSeq and is a predicted model, not a curated record. The transcript has a single exon. Lineage: Eukaryota; Fungi; Ascomycota; Dothideomycetes; Dothideales; Saccotheciaceae.
AUGGAUACCACACAGACUGAGCCUGACGAUCAUGAGGUUUCAUUCCGCCCGCUGUCAGCAGGAAAGGAUGCUGUGGUUCCGACGCAAUCAAGAUAUUCUUCUCGUGCAGCAAUAGUCCAAAGAUGCAUGGGGAAAGGCGCUUGGAAUCUUACGGACGAUGAGUUAAUCAUUGUCACCACACCGCAGGAAGAUAUCACCGACCCAAAAGGACUCAAAGCCAUUGUUCAAUGUGUCAAAGAACAAGGGUACCGCCGGGAGGCAGCACGAGCAACAAGGCUAUUACAGCGCUAUCGCCUGGUUCACCGCCGCUACCUGGAGCUACUUCAAGAUAGCAUACACAAAGACAAACCCUCCUCCGAAGCCGGCCUCAAAAGGAAAGCACUCGAGCAAAUCAUACGCGAAACAAAAGACCAAACACGAUUCCCCUUAGCACCCACCAACGACUCUGUGUCCCAGAAAAUCCAAGACUUUGCUAUAAAAGCGCAACGGAAACCUUACUUGGAUAUCGGAAUCUGGGGGUUUGCUGUGCUACGAUUGAAUUACAAUGACGACGCUGCUUGGGAAACCUACAAGCAGGCCUUGCAAACCAGUGCGCAGAAAAGAUUGCUAGGUGUCAAUGUACCCAAACACAUCUGCGAAAUGUUUUGCCUUACAUAUCUCGAAGACAAAACUGCUCUCUCAGGACCCGUGGAUCAAGUCAAGUUGGCAAGAUACUGGGAUGAGAGUAAAUACAGCGAAACUGUGCAUCUGCAUAUAAACAAGCAGUUCUUCCUCUCAGUCGAUGAGUUUACAAGGGAAGGCGAAAACCCCAACGACCCGCCUCUAAACAUACACGACGCAAGCGUUGACGAAGUAGAAGAGGCAAAUUUUCCCGGCUGGAGGAGAACUAGUGUGUUUGAACUUAUCACCUGGCACAUCGCCGGCAUCGAAAAAAGUCAUUUGCAUCUGAGAUCAGCAUGGGAAAUCAUACAUUCAUGA